This is a messenger RNA of Xenopus laevis (African clawed frog), 2636 nucleotides long. RefSeq names its product proprotein convertase subtilisin/kexin type 4 L homeolog (gene pcsk4.L). Gene Ontology annotation, biological process: peptide hormone processing; proteolysis; protein processing. The record is from RefSeq and is marked provisional. NCBI's taxonomy places the organism in Eukaryota, Metazoa, Chordata, Amphibia, Anura, Pipidae. Gene Ontology annotation, molecular function: serine-type endopeptidase activity; serine-type peptidase activity. Gene Ontology annotation, cellular component: endomembrane system; trans-Golgi network; Golgi membrane.
AAUCAUAUUGAAGGGCGUGUCCUCUUCAAGCAGGUGAAGGCGGUUUAGGGAACAAGUGAAUACAAGGACAUUUAUUGAUAGCGACAGUGUGGCCAGCAGGCUGUAAUUGGUCAGUUUGUGCGACUGCACUGAGACAAGUACUACUCCCAUGCCAGUUUGGGUAGUGCCAAGGAAGAGCAUGAUCACAGGGCCCAUGGUGUUUGUAAUUUUCGGACUUCACUGGGCCUCUUCGAUAAAGAUUUACACAAAUAGCUGGGCGGUACAUGUUCCUGCUGGUCCUGAUGAGGUGGAGAGGAUUACCAAGAAGCUGGGUUUCAUCAAUUUAGGGCAGGUUCUGCAUGGCAGUGACUUAUAUCAUUUGCAGCACCGCAGUGUGCAGAAGAGAUCCUCCAGUCUGCACAGGAGUAAAGGGAUCCAACUAAAAAAGGAACCUAUGGUUCACUGGUUUCAACAGCAGACUAUUAAGCAACGGUAUAAAAGACAAUUCAAAAUGGUGCCCACAGACCCUUGUUUUACGAAGCAGUGGUACCUGAAUAAUGAUGUACAGCCAGACCUUGGUGUUCUCACUGCUUGGAGUCAAGGAUACACUGGAGCAGGAGUUGUGGUGACUGUAUUAGAUGAUGGAAUUGAGAAAGACCACCCUGAUUUGUCAGCAAAUUAUGAUCCAAUGGCAAGUUAUGAUUUUAAUAGUAAUGAUCCAGACCCACAGCCUCAUUAUAACCCAUCUGAUGAGAACCGUCAUGGGACUCGCUGUGCUGGAGAGGUGGCUGCAGCAGCUUUUAACAACAUCUGUGGUGCAGGAAUUGCAUACAAUUCUAGGAUAGGAGGAAUACGGAUGUUGGAUGGAAUAAUUACUGAUAUUAUUGAAGCUCAGUCUUUGAGCCUGAACCCACAACAUAUUCACAUUUAUAGUGCUAGCUGGGGGCCAGAGGACGAUGGGAAGAGAGUAGAUGGUCCUGGCCCACUAGCACAGGAAGCCUUUUUCUGGGGAGCUGUUAAUGGACGUGGUGGCCUUGGCUCAAUAUUCGUUUGGGCUUCAGGAAAUGGAGGCAUGCAAUAUGAUAACUGCAAUUGUGAUGGAUACACCAACAGUAUCUAUACUCUUUCAGUGGGCAGCACCACAGAGCAUGGAAAUGUGCCAUGGUAUAGUGAGGCCUGUGCAUCUACACUUACAACCACCUUCAGCAGUGGCAUCAGUACAGAAAGGAAAAUACUGACUACAGAUAUUCGUAUGCGAUGCACAGACCAACACUCUGGCACAUCUGCAUCGGCUCCACUUGCUGCAGGAAUAAUUGCUCUUGCUUUGGAAGCAAACCCAGCUCUUACAUGGCGAGACUUGCAGCAUAUUGUGGUUAGAGCCUCAAACCCCAGCAACCUUAAGGCUGAGGACUGGUCAGUGAACGGUGUAGGACGGAAUGUAAGUCACUAUUAUGGUUAUGGGCUAUUGGAUGCUGGAAAUGGUGGUUUGGCUCAGAAAUGGCAGACUGCAGGUGUUCAGAGGAAAUGUGUAGUCAAAUUUCUAAACACACCCCAGGUUCUUUCAUUUAACCAUGUUGUGAGACAAACUGUUGAUGGCUGUGCUGGAUCUUCCAACUAUAUCCAAUCACUGGAGCAUGUGCAAGCCAAAAUCUCCCUUUCCUAUAGCCGAAGGGGUGACCUGGAGAUCUCGCUUAUCAGUCCUAUGGGCACUCGUUCUGUGCUGGUGGCUUUGAGGCCAUAUGACACUAGCACUGAAGGGUACAAAGACUGGACCUUUAUGAGUACCCAUACUUGGGAUGAGAAACCCCAGGGUACCUGGACCCUGACACUUGUAAACAAAGGAGACUUUACCAACACUGGAGUCCUGCACGACUUUACGCUUGUUCUGUAUGGAACAGAUGAGGAUAUGAUGUCUAGGAGGAUUGAACACUCAGUACUGAGCGAGUGUGUUACCAGAGACAAAAGUGGCAAGUGUCAUGAGUGCAAGAGUUCAUUUUAUGUAUUUGGGAACCUAUGUCUGUCCUAUUGUCCCCCCAAAUUCUUCAAGACUUUAAAGAAAGUGCCAAGAACCAAUGGAAAGCCUCAAUCCAGUCAUUUUGCUCUAAUCUGUGCCUCCUGUCACCCAUCCUGUUAUAUGUGUAAGGGAUAUUCUGCCAAUGACUGCAUUUCCUGUCCUUCAUUCUCCACCUAUGAUGAAACAACAAGUUCUUGCUCACAGCCUUCCUUCCCAAGGACGCAUCACAGCAUUCCCAACACAAGCCAUCUCCCUCAAUCUGCAGUAGCAACUCUGAUUGUUGGGGUAACUAUCCCUUUGCUUUGUCUGUUCACACUUAUCUUCUCCUGGGUUAGAUUUUUUCAAACAAACCGUCCAGCUUCUCAACCACCAUCUACUGUAGAAAUGAACAUCCUGUCUGGAAUGUCUGAAGAGGGAGCAACUAUUCAGGAGUAACAGAGGGAAACCGUUCAUAAUAUCCUUUAACAUAAUUUAAAUUGCAGUCACAGUACUGGUGCAUUACAGAGUUAUGUUAAUUGUCCAUUGUAUGCUUUAUAAAUGAGCAUUGUAUGAAAUGAAUCGGACCCCUUUAUGUAUUUCAGGCAGGGGAGGAUUGAGAAAUGGUUAAUUUGUUCAGCUAUAAAUAAACUUUGUUGCAAUUGAA